Xyrichtys novacula (pearly razorfish) is the source of this 14901-nucleotide messenger RNA. The record is from the annotation of a GenBank genome assembly. NCBI's taxonomy places the organism in Eukaryota, Metazoa, Chordata, Actinopteri, Labriformes, Labridae.
GGCGGAAUCAAGUUGUUCAAAGUAUAAACAGUCUAUGCUCCCAACUCAAUGACAGGCUGUGGUCACUGGAAGAUACGCUCCCUCGUGUUUUCUGUCUUAUAAUUAAGGAACAAAUGUGCCAAUUAAAUGCGUUAAAGCAGGCAGAUUAAUGUACACCAGGUCAGAGAAGGACACUGGUUUUUAAAUAUGAUAUACAGUGUAUUGUCCACCAGUCAAGGACACUUUAAGAUAGGACAUGCUGAGCCAAGAAGUAAGUCCUUCUGUCUUGUCAUGUGGGUUUAAAGCAUAAAUCUGGUGUUAUUAUAAGAUGCUUUUAGUUUUAGCAUAUGAACAGAUUGUCUGACUUGUAUUUGCCUUUUGAGUAAUUAUUGUUUUUGCUAGUAUCCCUUUAAAAAAGCAGCUGAAAGUUAAUGUAAUCUCGCAAAUUGGACGGGGCAAAAGAAGGAUAAUCAAGUCUAACUAUUUCACACCCUUAUAAUCUCCAACCAUCUUAUUCACUUUCGUUUACCAUACUACAGGACCAUUAAACAGCAGGGUUGCGACCUGUCUGUUUCUGAAGCAGCCAUUAAGUUUCCCCCUCUCUUCUCUCUACAUGGAAUUAUAUCAGUGUCUAGGAGGGGCUUACAGAUCAUUUCAGCUGGAGAGCCUAGAGAAGGAUUAAAGGUAAUUAUCACAGAGAAAGAGAGAUGAAGUGGCACAGACACUUUAUAAUACGUUUGUGUGCUUACGUGCACAUGCCCUUCAGGUCGUCAUCAUUAGACAUAUCCUUAACUAUAAACACCAUCUGCAGAGUUUGAAGGCUGAGCAUGACUUCACUUACCUGCAAAUUACAAUCACCUUUAAUCUCCAUUAAAACUCUUGAGGCAGUUUUAAAUGUAGAAGGUCGUGUUUUUUAUUGUGAUGCACUACCAUGCACGGUAUGAGCAGAAGGAUACCCUUUUUUUAUGCGCAAACAGUUUUAUGAAUCAUCAAGAUGAGUUUCACGCUUUCGUGUGGUCUCACCCCGCAGUGCUCGAAGUGAGGUCCGCUGUUCCAAUCAUCAUGGGCUCCAAUAUUGGGACCUCGGUCACAAACACCAUAGUGGCCAUGAUGCAAGCAGCAGAGAGGAGCGAGUUUCAGCGGUGAGUGAAGAAAAAGGUGGCAGGGCGGAGGGUGAUUGGAGGGGAAGCUGAAGAGCAGGGAAGAAAAGAAUGAAAUGGAAAAGUGAAGAGGAUAAGUGAAGAGAUGCAGAAAAGUAGUGCUGUGAGUGUGGAGGAAAAGCAGACGAGGGUGAAGAAAAGGCAUUAGCAGCUGUUCACUGCCUCUUCGCUUCAGCCUCUAUCUCAGUGUAAUUUCCAAGCUACAACAAUGACAAUCAUGGCACCAGUCCACAUUGAUCCCACACCAGUAACCCCUCUGGCAUGAAAGAUACUGCACAGAGCAGAUGGCUUGUUACUUAAUCUGUUUCUGGUAAAAUAGAAAGAAUAAAAUAAACUUUCACAGUAUAUUCAUACACUGAGCAAAAACCACUGAUUACAUUCAGUCAUCUCAAUAAAAGUCGAGUCACUAAAGCAGAUUAAUUAUGAAGAGUAGUUGAUCACGAUAAUUGCUGACCUUUGUUAACACAGAAUUAAUUGCGCGCCUUUAUAGGGCUUUUGCUGGAGCAACGAUCCAUGACUGCUUCAACUGGCUGUCUGUGCUUGUUCUGCUGCCUCUGGAGGUGGUGAGUGGUCUAAUGACCCGGCUGUCACACCUGCUGGUCACCAGCUUUAACCUUCAACCAGGAGAGGAAGCCCCUGAGCUGCUUAAAGUUAUCACAGAACCACUGACCCAGCUCAUCAUACAGGUAAAAGUAACAACCAAUCAACUCUUUCCAUAUUGAUCUAAACUGUCCAGUCAAAGCUCAAUAGAGUUGGCAGGUUUCCCAUUGUAUAGAUUUCUAUGAGAACAGAUAAUCAUUAUUCAACCCAUAUAGAGGCAGAAUAAAUGUUCUUACCUUUACAAAACCUAAAACACAAGAGCUAAAGUGUAAAAAGAGACUUCCUGUCACAGAUUUUUCGCACAAUUUAGCAUGCCCUGCUGAGUAGCUUAUUACUUGCAUCAUCAAUAGAGUGGCAUAUGGCUUAGCCUGCAAAAAGCCUUGUUCAUUGCUUUGAGGUGCAGCUUCAGUGCCAUGUCUUUAGCAGAUCUCCUGGUAUAGCUUUAAAGUCCACAGACAUAUGUUAGAAUUUAAAGGGAUAUUCCGGCAUAAAAUUAAGUUAGGGUCAAACACACCGUAACAUCGAGUUAGACACCCCCUCGAGAGAUGAAUGUUGCAGACUGCUUGCUUUUCUAUUUAUACCAACUUUACCUUGGGUGAGUCCAUCGACUGCAACGGGGGAACGCAGCUCAAGGAAGAACAUUUAUGAUCAUUUCUUCAUGGAAAUGCAAUCAGACCGAGACGCUAAGGCAGAAGAACUACCACGUCUGCAGUGCAAAAUGAUGAAUAUGAUGAUUAUUACUUCACGGAAAUGAUAAAGUAAUUAUCAUAAAUGUUCUUCCUUGUCUCGCUACAACCAUGCAGCUGCUGGAAGAGAGUAGGUGAGUUGUGUUUAGUCCCUUUGUUAAAGAAAUCAGGGAAAGCUAAAAAGAUGUUUGGUGGCUAAUGCUGUGGCUGGGACCCUAUAUGUACUGUUGAUGAAGUUAGGUGCUGUUCUGAACAUUAUUUGUGGCUAUAGAGUGGUGUUUUGGUUGAGCGCGUGGCUCUUUGUAUUGCUAUCGUGCGGUCGUUACUAAAGUUGGUAUAACUAGAGAAGCAAGCAGUCGACAACAUUCAUCUCUCGAGGGGGUGUCCAACUCAGUGUUACAGUGUGUUUGACCCUAACUUAAUCUUACGCCAGAAUAUCCCUUUAAGCUAAUGCCAUUAAUAGUACGCUACAUAUUUAACCAAUGCAAACACAAUCAGCUAGCUAGCCAUGGCACAUAGAAUACACUGGUAACUUUUUCCAUUUUGGCAAAGCAAAUUUCCCUGCACUUGACUCAAAUGCAGGUUAUAUUUUGUCCAAGAUGUUACAAAAAGACUGUCAAGUAAUACAUCCACUGCUGCUGUCAUUGUAAACUAUAUGUGCCCUGUACCAAUGCAAACCUUAUUGGCAACAAUAACUACUGUAUAGCAGGAGAGGACAAAUAGUAAGCUCAUCAGUAUGAAUAGUGAGCUUUUCUUUGUAUUUUGCAGAGACACUGCAUGAUGCUCUGUUUUUCUACAGUUGGAAGACUGAGAGUUCAAUACUUUGAAAUAUUUUUUAUUUGAUUCACUGACCUAAAACAGAUGAGAAAUAUCUGUCCUUUCAUCCGUAGCUAGACAAGUGUGUGAUCACAGGAAUCGCCAUGGGAAAUGAGGACAUGAGGAACAGGAGCCUGGUGAAAGAAUGGUGCCAGACUGACCGUGUUAUGGUAAUGGAGCGUCUCCACCCCGUCUCCUGCACAUGCAGACUAUUGUGUCACACACUGGCGCCAAAUAGAGCCUGUCACUGCUGCCAGUGAUUACUGUGUAAACAGAGAUACCUUUUCCAUCUCUUUUUAUUCUAUCUUUCAGCAGUCUGCGGGCAAUUUGAGCGCUGAAAACUGUGGCCCAACACAUGAUUUGGUACCAUCUUUGAAAUGUGAGUUCAAAAUGGGACAAUAAUACUUUGUGUGUAUAUUAUCAGCCUGAUGCAGCAACAUGUUGUUCUAAACAGUAAAAUAAUUUUGAUUGUGUGAUUUUUGGUACAAUUGAGUUUCUAAUUUUGCAUUGAUAAAUCGGUUAUUUAAAGGGUUAUUCCUGAGAAUAAUUACCUAAUGACUGUCUCUCCUCACACUCUGCAGGCAGGCAUUUGUUUGUGUCCUCUGGGCUUUCAGACCUCUCUGUCGGCCUGAUUCUCCUGGCGGGCUCCAUGGCUGUUCUCUGUAUAUGCCUGCUGCUACUGGUCAAGCUGCUCCACUCUAUUCUUGAAGGCCAUGUGGCAAAAGUUAUACACAGAGUCAUUAACACAGGUGCACUUGCUUUAAUCAGCAAGAGGUGUAACAAAGCAUGCAAACAUGAAGCAGUGUGGGAGACUAAGAAAUCUAUUACAAGCUGCUUUAGAUGCAAAUUAUAACUGUAGUGUUGUAUUGAUUGUAACAAUGGUCUCUCUUCUCUGUUCUCAACAGACUUGCCGUACCCGUUUGGCUGGCUGGCAGGAUACACGGCUAUGUUUGUGGGAGCAGGGGUAACAUUUGUGGUUCAGAGUAGCUCAGUCUUCACCUCGGCCAUGACUCCCCUUGUAGGUGAGUGAUAUAAAAGCAUGGAGGCCACUGAGCAUUUUUGGUCUAAAAGAGGUCUUAUAGAUGUCUAAAUGUAGCCUAGACGCCUGGUCUAAAAUCAGGCUACCACAGGUCUAAAAAUGACAUUUGUUUAUCUGGGCUAUAUCUAAACUACACUGUACAUUGUUCAACUGCUAUCAUAAUUAUUUUAGUUAAGUACUUGGAGAUCAGUUAUGCAACUCACAGUUGCUUUUAAAAAUAAAUAGUUAUCGAAUAAUGGGUUAAAGUGCAACGUCUAAAUUCCAUCUAAAAAAAAUAGACGUCUAAUAGCCAUCUAUCGCUCAGUUGGAGGCUGAAUCAAUUAAGUUUAAACAUUGGCUAGAUUUAGUAUUUAAGUGUGUAUGGUACAGAGAAUAACAGUAAUUAAAAGUGAGACCAUAUAAGCAUGUCCUGUAAAUAAAAAUGUCGUUCCCCUGUCAAAGUAAGAGCAGAGCAACAAGGGCCCCUAAAGUCUGAGAGAAAUAUUGAGUGAGAGAUCCUUUAAGGGCCAUCCAUACAUGCACAACCUUUUUGAUAUUUCUGCCCAUGACACUUUGUUAAGUUAUGUUCAUCUAUAUCAUUAAGUUUGAAGACAUCCAACAUCUGUUCCAAGUAAAAUGACAGAUGUUGCUCUGCAGGCAAAUAAAUUGAUGCAUUUAGUGUGAUGAAUUCUUAUCAGUUCAUUAAGGCCAAGCUAGAUCAUUAACACUUUAUGUGUACACAGAGUAAACUUUGUGGUAAAUUAUUUAUUUUUAAGAAAAGUCCAAGUAAAAAGUGUCAGGUUCUUAGCAAGAUAACUAGCGAUCAUCGACGAUCAGUCCUCAGCAGAAUGUGCUAAAACCUGAUGCUGUUACGGAUCUGUACUGUCAGACUGGAUAAGUAUAAAAACUCUAGUCAUUGGUGAUGUAAAGUCUAAGUGCACUCACUGUCUGUGACUUUAUUUAACAAGUGUCUGCUAAUAGAUUACAGUAUACACAGAGUGUUUCUGUGAACUUUGAUGCAGUCUCUUGAAUGUGUGCUGUUUUUCACAGCCCACUGAUGAGAACACUCGACUGAACCACGCAGCGUUUUUAAACACCUCCAACCACUUAAAGUACUGGAUUAAAUCAAUUUAACCUUGUACACUGACAUCACCUCUGAUGAAGUCUGUGACCUUUGGCUGCAUGGCUUAAUUUUCCAGCAUAAUAAAAACUAUUUUAUAUUCUAAAGGUUUGUCAACUAAAGCCGCCAAACUAAAAAGAAAAAAGAUUUUAGAGGCAAAUAGAGCAGCUUUGUGAGAAAUAACUUGUUUUAAAGUUUGUUUUGUCUUUAAACUGCAUAUUAAAAUUCACAGUGGUAUUUAUUAUGCAACUUAUCAGACUUUUUUAAUGAUACCAGUUCGAUAUUUAAAGGUUGUAUAAAGUGAAGUAAUACUGCUUGUGCGCUUUUGGUGUGUAAGAUCAAACGACAUGAUACUGUAGAUUACUGGACACCACACGACACAGCAUCCAUAAAUUGCUAAAGCAUAAAUAGAUAAAUGCACCUAUAAAAUUGACAUAGAUUUAAGGUUGGAUAUUAGUAAUAAAAUGACUUUUCUUAGAAGCCUGAGAUUUAAGACAUCGUUCCUCUUCAUCAUGUUUGUAAGCGACAGACACGCUCUGCCCUCCAAUCUUAGCAGACAUUUAUAUUUCCAAUGUGAUUAAUUCUGAUGGUUUUAGCAGUCCUUUUCUUUCUUUGUCUUUGAUAGGUUUUGGUUGGAUUUUUGAAAACUUCUGGAGGGAUGCCAUGAUUUGUUGUACAAUGCUCCCACUGUAUAGUUCUCAGAGGUCUGCCAGUCUUUGGCUCGUGCAUUCUUAUGGUGAAAAUUUCUAUUUUGUCCUCUACCAGGGAGUUGCGUGAGAAAGAAUCAAAUAAGCUCAGAUAAGAAACCCCCUAGUCUUAGCUAAACUUAAAGUCUGAGAUUAUCAUCAUACUUGUGCCCUUAUGAAGAGAAGUGGCUCACAGUGAGGGUCAACGCUAACCUUCAGCCUGCGCACUCUACCUCUCCCCUCCCCCCUCCUAUCAGGGAAAAAGAAGAGAAGCAAGUAGUAAAAAAAGAAGAUGAACAGUUUUCUCUUUGCUUUCUUUUUUUUUUUUUUUUGGCCCACAUCGGGCAUUACCUCUCUCCAUCUAGAUAGCUUUGUUUCACACCUCUGUUUCUGACCUUUGCAAACUCUGUCACAGAACUCAGAGUGGACAGUUCUCCCUGUAGUGAGAUCCAUCCCACCUUUAUCUGCAUAUUCUAGCUUUUUCCUUUCAUACACUCCCUCAACUAAGUCCUCCCCAGGCUGUCUGCUCUGUAAAGUUAACUAUCUGCUGACUUGCAGAUCAUAACACACUCAGAUCGCAAACUUUUUCCUGUGGAGCCACAAGUUAAUCCCCUAAAUUUACCUGCAUCCCACUCAUAGAUGAUCAACACAACACACGUCUUCCUUCAAAAUAAAAACCUCCUUCUCAGCACACAUCUUUACUUUCCCAUCCUUUCUCAGUUUCCUCUGGUUUGUGCUGGCUGAUCUCUGAGAUAGUGUGCCUGUAGUCUGGGGGCAAUUACAGCAUCCAUCUGUCCGGUCUGGUGGAACCAGUGUGAAGUCUCCUCUGAUCCGGUCCCUUCAGUGAUGACUCUGUUUCACUUGGUGCAGGGUCUCAAGGAGUUUGUCCCCUGUAAUGUCUUUAUUAAACUUGACUCUAACUGUGCAGAAUAUGAGAUCUUAUCCUCAAGUUGGUCAGUGUUUUGCAGAGCUGCCUGUCAGUCAUAUGACUUUCCCAGACUCUGUUUGAGAUCACAACCUCUGCAUAUGUGCACUCAGAUGAUCCCAUACACGUACAUUUAUGUAUUUGCUAGUUUUUUAAGCGGUUAAAAUGUUGUAGGGAGAGAAAACAAUAGCAUAUACUCUCUGUAAAUCAAAGUAAGGGGGUUUGCUACUGAAAUUUGUCAGCUCAUAAACUGGGCUGUUGCCUCCAAGGCCACUGGUCUGUGCCACAAGCUAUAAAUUCUGACCUCUAGAGACAUUCAAUUCACUGCAAUAGUAAUAAACUGUUUAAUGUACAGUGUGCAAAGGUUUCACUUAUUGCCCCUGUCUUAUGUUUCAUAGCUAAUUAAAAUGAACACACUCUGAAACGAGCAUCCAAUUCCUCUAAAUUCCUUGUUAGCUAAUAGCUCAUUUGUGAGUUAAAUGAGACCAAAUAAGGACAUAGAUCUGUUUUUUUCCACUGAUCGUGUCUUGUGGAGUUGGUAAGGAAUUGUUACAUAAUCGGCACUGUAUGCCACCGGCUAAGUGAAGCAUGUAAAAUCAGAGAUGAGUGAAUCAUCAGCCUGCUACAUAGUGAUAAAUGUGAGGUGGAAUAUUUUCUCGUUCUACACAGGAACAAUCAACUGGGCCUAAAGGCAAGAGUAUUAUCAGCAUGAGCGACUAUAUCCAAAUUCAUUUGAUUUGAGGAUUUUUCACUCCUUAUUGGGCUGUUACCACGCCGUUUUGUCAUGUUUAGUAAAGUAAGUAGAAAAGAAAGGGCUGGAUAAAAAGUAAACAUUCCCUCAAGAUUUAGUACAUUUACUCCACAUAUUAGUACUGACCUAGUUUGGCUGUCAGAAGUAGUUACCCAUUUGUCCAUCAUUUGUCUAAAGAUAUGUGACAGUCACCACUAUUCCAGUGUUUCUUCUUUAAUUAUUUGUCCUUUGUUUAUCUUUAAACACAGAGUAGAAAAGAGAUUCUUUAUGUUGUCUAUUUAUCUGUGAUGAAAUGUUACUCAGGUAGGAUAAAUUUCAUAAACAUUAUUUUUCAUGCAAGUGGGUUUCUUGGUAAGGUUCACAGGAUGUUUUAUUUUCUGUUUAGCUUUUAACCGACGGUCUUUGUGAGAGCUAUAAAAGAAGAUUUAUAUCAGCUGCCCGGGAUUGUAAUCUCUGUCACAGAUUUCAUCAGUGAUAUGUUAAUUUAAUCUUUUAUCUCUACAGCUGAUGACUUCAAUGUACGUUUACCAGAUAUAUGACAGAGGCUAUGACAAAACCCACUUUCCCAUGUGUCUGCUUCCUCUUUCAUAAGGUGUCUCUUCUGACUCCCUCAGGUAUUGGUGUUAUCAGCCUGGAGCGAGCCUACCCUCUCACUCUCGGAUCCAACAUAGGCACCACAGCCACAGCUCUGCUGGCAGCUUUGGCCAGUCCAGGGAACAAGCUAGCAGCUGCUAUACAAGUAAGCCAUUUUUAAAAAAAAUCAGAUACCACAGCCAUCUAAAAGCUGCAGGGACACACACACACACACACACACACACACACACACACACACACACACACACACACACACACACACAAAAAAGUAAAGGCAGCACUACCUCUGCCCUCCCUAUUGGAAGUAAAAUCAUUCUCAUGAAUAUAUUUUCCACCGAUGUGCCUCCCAAGAAGAGGAUGAACACUGACUUUGAGACAGAAAAAAGAAAACAGGGGAGUUACAACACGAUCCUAGAUUACAGUUAUGUUUGUAUUUAUAUGAGUAUGGAUUUAUGCAUAAGGGUAUUACAACUGAGUAGAUGCUCGUCCAGGGAACAAAACUGUGAAAAUCUGAAGCCUAUCCCUAGAUUAUGUUUAUGAAAUGAAUGUUACAUGAUUUCAAAGCUGCGGAGACCCCUGGGAUGUAAACGACAGCAUAAAUUGAGUGUGAGAUACAAUGUUCUUCAGCACUGACAUGCUGUGAGUCAUAUUAAGUAAGUUAUUGUGGGUUUUAUCUUGCCUGUGUGACUCACUUGGGAAACAUCUGCCCUGUGUCUACUUCUUUUUACUCUUUUUACUGUUGUUUCAUGAAUGAGACCCACAGUCUGCUAAUCUUACUUUAUGCUUUAAAUUUGUCUUGGGGGAUUUUUUAAUCUUUAUCACAUCAUCUUCUUUUUGUUUGCAGAUUGCUCUCUGUCACCUCUUUUUCAACCUAUUUGGCAUUCUCCUGUGGUAUCCUCUCCCCUUUAUGCGCCUGCCAAUAAGGAUGGCUCGUGUCUUGGGUGAGCGCACGGCUAAGUACCGUUGGUUUGCAGUUUUGUACCUUCUCCUUUGUUUUCUGCUCCUGCCUUCACUGGUUCUGGGCUUGUCGCUGGCAGGGUGGCGGGUAUUGGCUGGCGUUGGGGCUCCUUUUAUGGGUGUCUCAGUCUUCGUUGCCAUGGUGAAUAUAAUGCAGGCACGCAGCCCCGGUCACCUACCUAUGAAACUCCAGACUUGGGACUUCUUGCCUCAGUGGAUGCGAUCCCUCAAACCGCUUGACCGCUUGAUUGCAAAGACUACAGUCUGUUGCACAUGUGAGGAAGGGGAGGGACAGGAGGAAAAAGAGCAAAUCUCAGAACAGACAACCUCUGUUGACACACAGAAAGCCGACCUCAGGAUGGCAGGGCUGGCUUAUGAUAACCCAGUCCUGGACUUCUUGGAUGAAAGCGGACAGGGUGUGAGGGUUCUUCGAUUAAAAGGGUUAGAGAGGUGCAACAGCACUCCACUGUAGCCACAAUAAACAUAAGAAAAAAACAGUGAAAGAUUUUGGACUCAUUUAUUUUUAUUCAUUUAUUUUUUAUUGCUCUGGAAAGAGAAGAACCCAAAGAGACAACCUCUGUUCAUGAUGCUUUGACAAUGACCCUAUUUUUGAUUAUUGACAAUUCAUAUUUAGAGAUCUCCAAGAGCAAGAUGAGGUAUCAUAAGCAGAUAGAUCAUCCACUGCACAUGUUAAAGAUAAUACAGAUAACACAAAACACUCCUGGACCAGUUUUUGAAGUGAAUUCAAAAAGAUCUGGUUCUUCCAGAACAGCGACCUUGCUUUCAAAUUCUGAUAUUGCUUAAAAAGUCAACUAUCAUUUCAAUAACCACACUAAAUUUAUUAUUAUUAUUAUUAUUAUUAUUAUUACUGAGGGCAUGUUCAGUCAUAUUCAUGAAGGGUUUCGAUUGGAGCGACUUUAGACACUUAGGUCGUGUUCACACCUAAAGGUCUGUUUCCUGAUUCGAAUCCAAGGCAAGACGAUACAUUUGUUUUGAUUGUUUAACUGGUCCAGUUUGCGUUCACAAAGGACAAACUCAAUCGCUCCAGAAAACGGAACAGGAAGUCACGUGACCGUGAAUAUUGUUUGGUUAUUGGUCAUUAGUUUAUGCGGGAAAACAAACCCCGCUCUGCUGUCUUCGCCUCUCAUGGAGCAUCGUAGGCUGAUUUUGCUUUUACUACUCAUCUGGAGCGCGUAUCAAAAGAAGCUAGUCGAUGCCCGUAUGAACGGCUCAUUAGCCAGUGAGCGCUAACUGCGGCAUUAAUAAAUACAUUCCGGAGUAAACGUGCUGCAAACAACAGACAGAUAAAGACGAGACAGCAACAGGCAUUAAUGAGAGCCUACCAUGAUGCAUUUUCUCUCUGUUGUCAAUCAGGACAAGUGAGGUGAGCGGACAACAUUUAUUUCACAACCAGCAUUAAAAAUAGCCUAGCCUAGGUGUGUUUCCUGUGAUUGGUGUGGAUGACAUUUACACCAGAAAUGAACGGCUCCAGAGUUCACUUAAUAGCGGUCCAAGACCACCUCUUCAAGCGGACCAGAGUUUGUUUAUUUGGUCCACACCAGAGUUCGAGGUCAGCGUUCACACCGACCCAAACAAACUGCACCAAGAGGGUAAACGCUCCAGGGUUGGGUUCAACUGGACUAAACGAGGGUGGUGUGAACACCCUCGUAGAUUGUUGUGGAUGGACCUUUGAUAAAUUUGUCCUUUAAAAAGAGCAGACAGAAAGAAAAAUGAACCAAAUAAAGAUGCUGAUGAAACGUUGUCACUAUCAGGUGAAUUACUGUUUGAUCAUUGAGUUAAAGGACCGAGUAUUUACUUGUUAUGCAAGAGCAAGUGGGCGGCUUAAACACACAGACACAACAAAGGAUUCAAAGAAUCAUCACAUUAGGCUUCUUUAUCAUCUACGAAGACUGUAUGAAUGUGUUACAGCUUGUAUUGUGUGUGUGUGUGUGUGCGUGCGUGUGUACUCUGUUGUUUGGCUUUGUGUGUUUGUCUAAGUGGGAGACUAUGCAUGCUCUGGAGGUGUUGUUAAAUGUGUGAAUGUGUGCUGCGUUUUUUUGUUUCAGUAGAACAAUUGAGGAUUCGUUCAUUAAAUGUCGACUCUUUGAAGCCUGUGGAUUUAAAAUGUGGAUAUAGGCACACUCCUUUGACGUGACAGACAGCAAGAUGACACUUUGAAAGGGUCUUUGCAAGAGGGAUGAAAGUACACUUGAUAAAGGUGUAAUUGAAUAACUGCCAUGCUUUUCUGACAAAAAUCACAGCUUGGUUGUUAAGAGGAAAACAUUUUUUAAAACAUGUUUUCAAUGUUUUUUUUUUUUCUUGCUUAAAAGAACCUCGCAGUGAGACAAUAUGUCCUCUUUGUCCUCUCAACAUAUCCUUCUGAUCCUGUCUAGUUCUUUAAAGUUUUAACAUUCAAAAUGAGAUGCGGACGUCUCCACCAGCCAGUCUGGACUGAGUUUGCAUCAUUCUGCAGAGUCUGAUGUGAACCCCAGAGGCAAUCAGGAGAAAUAAGGAACAGAAAGCCAGAAAAAAAAGAACAAACCACUCCUGCAUGCACUCUGUAAAAUACUGCCUUUGUCUCCUCUGAGCAAGGGUUUAUGUAAGUGUUGGUCAUUGGCCGUGUUGGAUUAAGCACAGGAUUAAUGCUGUCAGGGUCGGGUCAACGUCCUGCUGUAACCUUGUGUCCUGAAGCCGACAGCUUUAUUUUUUCUCCUGCCUAAUAUCAGUUUCAUUCAAUCAAAUGAAUUAUUUCAAAUGAGUAAGGGAGAGAGAAUAGAGAACGAGGGUGAGAGAGAGAGACAGGGGACAUCAGAAACAUUAAAACAACAGCAACAGCUCAUACAGAGUUGUGGUUGCAGAGCAAGUAAUGAUCAAACAAAGAUAGAUUAAAGGGAUAUUCCGGCGUAAAAUUAAGGUCAAACACACUGUGACACCGAGUUAGACACCCCGCCUAGAGAUGAAUAUUGCUGACCGCUAGCUUCUCAAGUUAUACCAACUUUGGUAACGACCACAGGACAGUAAUACAUAGAGCCAUGCACUCAACCAAAAUGCCACUCUAUAGCCACAAAUAAUGCUCAGAACAGCACCUAACUUCAUCAACAGUACAUAUGGGGUCCCAGCCAUAGUACUAGCCACCAAACACCUUUUUAACUUUGCCUAAUUUCUUUAGCAAAGAGACUAAACACAACUCACCUACUCUCUUCCAGCAGCCGCUUGUGUUUAGCGAGACCUCGGGCCAGUCCAUUACAGACUAUAGAUGUUCUUUCUUUAGCUGCGUCACCCCGCUGCAGUUGAUGGACUCGCCCGGAGGUCUGCUGGAAGAGAGUGAGUGAGUUGUAUUUAGUCUAUGUUUGACCCUAACUUUAGUUUACGCCGUAAUAUCCCUUUAAGGGGAGGUUAAAAAAAUGUUAAACACAAGUUACUUAAUUCACUUGAUAACUGACAGCCCUACCACACAUGUACACAAGGACAAUGAUCAGCCAAGAUUUAAGACGCACAACUUCGUCUGCAAGUGGCACCAAAAUUGACAUAAAUAAAAAGUUCAUCACAGGAGCUUUGAUGGCCAAAAAUGUAAAAUGUGUUUAUAACAUCAGUGCAUUUUUACUCCUGCUGCACACGGUUAGACUGCUAAAUAACCCCUUUUCUUCACUUCUGUUGAAUCAGAAAAUCUACAACUGUUUUCAUCCUGAUCCUCACAGCAUCUUUACUCCACAGCCCACACGUUCAACCCUGAUGAGCUGCACAUCCCUCUCUUGCUGAUAUGAAAUCAUAUGAGUAAUUUUGUUUUUACAAAACAAGCAAGUAAAUCCUGUAGAUAACUGUCUAAAGAGAUUAAAAGGAAGAGAUUUCUUUCUGCUGUUCAAGCACAGCUUAUAACAUCGAGGGACAGAGUCACACCACAUUCUUCAAUCGCUUAUUUCAGUGGACCUGUUCAACCCUCAAGCGCCUCAGAUUUCGCCUCUAAAGCAUUUUAUGUGUAACUGCUCAGGUGCUGAUGCAGCAAUAAUCUAACAACAGCCAUUUCUCGCUGUAUAAGUUGGAGUCAGAGUGUUUCUCACUGGGAUUACAAUACACCUCAUUAAAGUUAUGAUCCAGAGACAUCAUUACUGAGAGUUCUGUGGUGAAGUGUUAAAGCUUGUGCUCACCCCUGUUAAAAUGGAAAUCUGCAAUAUCCUUCGGAAACCAAACCGUGAAUGUAAGGUUUCCCCUUAGGCAGACAUAUUAACAUAAAAAGUUUGUAAAGUUUACAGUUCUACUUCAAGCAAUAAUUAGAAAAAGCUCAAAUCUCUUAAUAGCAUUAGUCAUUAAGGUUGCUGUAUGUUUAAAAGAACUGAAGGAUUUAGAAUAAUGGCCUUUGGCAAGUAUCACCACAGAGUAAAGCCAGAUUGCUUGCUGAAUGAGCAAACACUUUACAAAUAGGCAGAAUUUAGAAGGUUUGCUCCCAUUAAUUCCCCCUUUUUUCAGCUGAAGACUUGGAAGAAACGUUUUCUUUUGAGCAGAUAAAUUUGCAUAACCACUUGUCAGUAUAUAUCUCAAAGAAAAACAAGUAGAAAUGGUGUAUUCGGUUUUUCCCCUGUUGGCAUCAUCUUCUUACUCAAGCAGUGCUGUUGCACCAUACCAUACCAUACCAUACCAUACCAUACCAUACCAUACCAUACCAUAUGAUUCAUUAGGACACCGUUCAAAAUGCUUGUUCCUUGCUCUUUGACUCCUGGUAUUCAGAAUCAGUACUAUUGUUAUAGAGUUUUGAUUAGUCAGACAGCGCAGUGAAACUUGUUUCUCCUUCUUAGCAACUAGUACAUGUGCCACGACUGGGCCCUUUGAACUGGAUAUGGCUCAUGAUAAUAUUGCUUAACAACAAACAAAUGUCCACAAAAGCGGGGCUUACAAGCAUUACUGCAUAUUUUACAUAUGGGCAUGUCAUUUUGAAGUCUAUUUAAAUGGACAUGAGGUCUAACGAACAAAGAGAACAACAAAAGCAUUAAGAUACAGAGUAGGUAUUCAUAGUGCUGAAUUGACUUAGGUUCAUGUAACUCUGGUUCCUCUUGACAUCCCCUCAAGAGAACAAACCUCAACCAAAAAGCCACUCUAUAGCCACACAUAAUUCUCAGAACAGCACCUAACUUCAUCAACAGUACAUAUAGGGUCCAAGCCAUAGUACCAGCAACCAAACAUAUUUUAAGCUUUGCCUGGUUUCUUUAGCAAAGAGACUAAACACAACUUACCCACUGUCUUCCAGCAGCCGCUUGUUUGUACGGAGACCUCAGGCCCUUCCAUUACCGACUGCUGCGGGGUUACACAACUCAAGGAAGAACAUGUAUGAUCAUUUGUGGCUAUAGAGUGGUGUUUUGGUUGAGGUUUGUUGAUGGCUCCUCAGAUCACUUUGAAUUACUCUCCUGCGGUCGUUACUAAAGUUGGUAUAACUAGAGAAGCAAGCGGUCGGCAACUUUCAUCUCUUGAGGGGGUGUCUAACUCAGUGUUACAGUGUGUUUGACCCUGAAUUAAUUUUACACCGGAAUAUUCCUUUAGUAUGUUAAAAUGCUCCAGCUAGCUUGCACGCUGAUGACAAGUGACUGAUGAUGACAUUGGUAGAUGGAUGAUAUUUUACC